CUCAUGGUUAAAUAGGGUCAUUGGGUCGCCGCCCUCUCAGUACAUACUUUUGAUUGCAUCUGUGUACUUCACAGUUUCCACUCAAAAGCCAUGGGCAGCGACAUGGUGACGGCUGAGCCACAGCCUCGUCCUUCCAGCAGUAGCCAUCAUGAUAAACCGGAGGAGCCCCUUGGGAGAAUUGUCUCUACAGCUCCAUAUUCAUCAUUCAACUCCUGGCAGAAGAAACUGAUUGUGCUGGCAUCAGCAAUUACUGCAUUCUUUUCGCCACUAUCUGCGCAAAUCUACCUUCCCGCUCUCAGCCCGGUGGCAGAGGAUCUCGGCGUCGACAGCACGCACAUCAAUCUCACAAUCACAACAUACAUGGUCUUCCAAGGAAUCACGCCCAUGUUUAUUGGCUCUCUAGCUGAUGUGGCUGGGCGAAGACCAGCGUAUUUCAUAUGCUUUGUUAUUUACAUUGCUGCCAAUAUCGGUCUAGCACUGGCGCCUAACUACGGCGCCGUCCUCGCACUACGCUGCCUUCAGUCUGCUGGAUCGAGCAGCACAGUAGCGCUAUGCAUGGCCGUAAUAGCAGACGUCAUUACGUCUGCAGAGCGUGGUCAAUACAUCGGCUACACAUCACUUCCCAUUAUCCUAGCUCCCUCGCUAGGCCCCGUCAUUGGUGGUCUUUUGGCACAAUACCUCGGAUGGCGCUCGAUAUUUUGGUUUCUCGCCAUCUUUGCGGCCGUCACCAUCAUUUUAAUUAUGGUCUUUCUACCGGAAACUUGUCGACACAUUGUGGGCGAUGGCUCAAAACCGUGCCCUGUUAUUUAUUGGUCUGGGUAUCGCUUAAUGCGUCAAAUGUCCAAGAGCAAAGCCAAAGGAACGAGCGACACUGAAAGCCAGACGGGCGUUGUGGAAAAGAAAUCAACGUUCAAAGGAUUCAACAUUCUGGGUUCUCUCAUGCUCCUUCUGCAAAAGGAAACUGCUGUUCUUCUUUGGACGUCAAGCAUUGUAUUUGCAGGAUUUUAUUCCGUUUCUGCUGCCACCCCAACGCUGGUGAAGCAGGCUUACGGAUUCAAUGAGACGCAAGUUGGCCUCAUGUAUCUCCCCAUGGCAGGAGGCUCUAUUCUGGCUGCGUUUGUUCUGGGACCUUUCAUGAAUCGCCGAUAUAAAGCACACUGCAUCAAGCUUGGCAUACCGUUUGAUAAAAAGAGUCAGAUUGAUAUGGCCAAUUUUCCCAUUGAACGAGUUCGGUUGGAAGUUGGCCUGCCCUUGUUGAUUUUGGCAACGGCAACCAUGGUUGGAUGGGGUUGGGCGCUUGACAAGGCAGCCCAUGUCGCUGUGGUGUGCGUCGUGAAUGUGUUUAUGAGCUUUGGACUCGUUGGGUUUUCCAACACUAUCAGCACACUCGUAGUUGAGCUUCAUCCCGGAAAAGCAGGCACGGCAACGGCAGCCAGCAACUUUACACGAUGCCUCGUCGGCGCUGGUGCUUCCGCUGCCAUUGCUCCCAUGAUGAAUGCAUGGGGUGGAGGAUUUGCAUUUACAUUUUAUGCCGGGCUGUACGGGCUCUGCUGCAUACCCAUGGUCUAUCUUAUGUACGGUGGCUUGAGAUGGCGACAAAAGGCGGAUGCCUCUGCAACAACAUCGGGUUAAGAACGAUCCAAAUAUUGCAUUAGAUAUUUAUUAAUAAAAGUUUUUGAAUUAUAUUCAGAA
This is a messenger RNA of [Torrubiella] hemipterigena, 1692 nucleotides long. Lineage: Eukaryota; Fungi; Ascomycota; Sordariomycetes; Hypocreales; Clavicipitaceae. The record is from the annotation of a GenBank genome assembly.